Molecule: messenger RNA, 1839 nt
Organism: Aspergillus alliaceus
Lineage: Eukaryota; Fungi; Ascomycota; Eurotiomycetes; Eurotiales; Aspergillaceae
Exons: 7
Coding region: 1-1839 (612 amino acids)
Molecular function (GO): RNA binding; RNA nuclease activity
Source: RefSeq, a predicted model, not a curated record
AUGAAGUCUUUCAUAGGAGUCCAAGCCGCAUUGCUUGUGCUGGCGGUGCAGAGUACUUCUGCGGCGCCUCAGCUCCCACCCAAAGAGACCCAGCUAUCUGAGCCCACCGGACUCUCGCUGUAUAAGCCUAAUGUAGCCAAGACACUGUAUGCAGUUGCAGCUAUACCGGAUGUGUCGCACAGAGACCUGGGAAAGCGUGCUGCUGCCAACCCAUAUUACAAAGGUAAAGGAAUUGCUAUUGAUCUCCCUGAUGAUUGCCCAGCACCCGAUGCCUCAUGGUGGGCAAAUGAAGAAUCAAGAGAAGACGAAAUAAAAAAAGAUUCUGCCAAAACAGUAGACCCGCUUAAGGAAUUCCUCGAUGUCAUAGAAGCACCAUUUGAAGUGGUAGAAGACACUGUCAAGACGUUCCUGCAGGGAAUCAUGGAUUUGGCGAAGGGCAACACCUGCGAAGGGGUGUCAGAAACGCUCAUGCCGGUAGUCCACGCCAUGAUCAAAGAGUUCAUCAAGGUAUCCGAUGAGACUGGCUUCAAAUCUAUUCUCAAUGAGAUCGGAGACGAGAUAACGAAGUUUUUAAGCUAUCCAGGCAUACGAGAGGGGUGGAAGUUCCUCAACACGCGCUUGGAGGACAUUCCAGUGAUAGGAUUGUGGUUCAAAACCGUCGGGAAGGCAGAGGGCUGGACCUACGAGCAUCUGGUACCGAAAUCCUUGCGGGAUUCCCUUCAAUCUUGUGCAGAUGAUGGCAUCCGACAUCCAACCCAGAACCCCCUUGGAUUCUUAUUGGCAUUAGGCAUUGACACAAUAGAGCACCCAACCAUUCUCGAUGUCUUGUUGGCGAUUCCAGGAGUGGGGGAGUUUGCCGAAUCCAUCAAGUUCGCUGAGGAAGCAGUAAAAGGAGCGGAAGACGCAGCCCAAAUUGCAGAACGAUUAAGCAACGUGGUUGCAAGCGAUGGAGUAGCUUCUGAUCUCGACAAGAUAGCCAAAUUGGCAGACAAAGCUGAUGCUUCCGCAGACGCAGCAGAAGCCGCAGCAGGAUCAGCUAAAGGCACCGAACAAGAGGCAAAAGCCUUGGAACAGGCUACAAAGGCCGAUGAGGCAUCCAAGGCUGCGGAUAAAGCAUUUUACGAUGGAGAGAAGGAAGCCAAGAAGCUCUGCCCACGUGGUAUAACUUCCUCCCUGAUGUCUUGGUGGUGCUCGCCGGCCGAGCAGGCUCCAGCAGAAGAGGCGCCCACGGAUAAUGCUGCCCGGAGCCGGGCUCGUAGGAAUAGGAAGAAGAGAAGAAAUAGGAGGAUCAACAAGAAGGCAGAACCGGAGUCUGAGCCAGAAACACAGCCGGAGACGGAAUCAGAAUCAGAGCCAGAACCGACUAAGCCCCAGGGACAGCCUAAACCACAGGAUAGACCCCAGGACAAGCCACAGAAACAGCCCGAACCCGAGCCCGAGUUCUUGAAGAACACACCGUUCUCACGGAGGAACGUUGAAAGAUCGAUAGAGCGGGGAACGUCUUCCCUGAAGGAUGGUACUACUUAUGUUGCAAAGGAUGGAAAUAACAAAUUUCCACAUCACUUUUCCAAUUUUGAAAAUAUCGACUUUGAGCUACCAAACCCAGGGGAGUUCAACAUGAGAGACCUUCAGGAAUUCCCCUUGACCAAAACUGUCUUCAACACGGGCAUGCAGCCUGACCUUUACCGCACGGUAUUUGCAAAACGGACUGCAACUGGUGAGUGGGAAGCCAUUGGAAUUAUCCGACAUCAGGUGGGUGGAAACACCGGAAAGUUCCUUAAAGUGGGUACUUUUGAGGAUGUUGGGAAAAUCAUUCGCAAGAUUCCACCGAAGGCUUAG